GAGAACUUCUCACGCCCCUAUCAGCCAAACGUUAGACGCAGGAAUGAUUCACCUACCCAAUUCCUGCAAAACACUGCCACCGCACUCCGACCUCACGAUGAAAAGCAAGUAUCUCAGAACGGAAUAAUAACACGGGAACGCGGCCUCUCCACCUCCUCCUCGCAGUCGACCGCGAAUUUUACCCCUUCGAUCGCUCUCAGACCCUCCGCUUCGAUCCCCGAUUACCACUCUCCAGACCCACUUCAUGCAAGCCCACGGAACCUCAAUAGUUCGAGUUACAGACCGUGGAGAGGAAUGGAGAGACCGGAUAGUAAUGCCUCUGCACAUAGAUGGGAGCCAACAUCACGGCCUUUCGAAGGCGACGAGGUACUACGGGCGAGUCUGCGGUCGGCCUUGACUACCGGCUCAAGUUACGUUGGGACAAGCGGGACGGAGAGAAGCAGUGUCUUGACAAAGAGCAGCUCCAGAACAUCAAUGUUUGGCAGAGACGAGGGGAUGACUGUAGACGAUUUCCUGGGAAUGUACGAAGAGGGGUUUACAGAUUCGGGGGUCGAAGAUAAUGAUGAGGAACCACGACCUACAACUGGCACAUCGGAAGACAAGAGGGUAUCGGAGCUUUGUGAAGAGAUGAAUGACAAGCUGCCAGUGCGUCCUUCGAUUCAGGUUAUUCGGAAUUCAGAGGCCAUCUUUAGUCCCGGGGGGACAGAUAGUCCUGUUACUCCAGAUACUCCCCUUCAGGGUCCCGACAGCCCCGUCGAUAUCCAGAAUCCCUACUUUGACGGAGCAGCUACGAGCCGUCCUAUGACCAGAGCAGCUCCGAUGGAUUUUGGAGCAGCUCGGGACCGCUAUGGUUUCCGUAAGAAAACCCAGCACGUUUCCCUGGAGGAAUAUGAGUCCUGGAAUGGCCCGUAUACUGAAUAUCUUGCGAGGCGUCGGAAGAAGUGGGUACACCUUCUCAAAGAGAACGGUCUAAUGAGUGACACUCCUAAUCGAUUUCCGCCCAAGAGUCAAAAGGUGAAGCGUUUCGUGCGGAAAGGAAUACCACCAGAUUGGAGAGGAGACGCGUGGUUCUACUACGCCGGUGGCCCAUCUAUGCUCUCAAAACAUUAUGGUGUUUACGAUGAUCUGCUAAAAAAGGCAGCAGCAGGAGGCGUCUCCGAGACCGACGACGAGAUCAUAGAGAGAGACCUCAAUCGCACAUUCCCAGACAACAUCCUCUUCAGACCCGACCCUCCAGAAGCCACUCCCGGCUCACAACACGAUUCGCGGGCGCCCGAGGCUGAGACGCCUAUUCUGCAAUCCCUCCGCCGGGUGCUACAAGCAUUCUCCAUCUACAACCCUAAGAUUGGCUAUUGCCAGUCUCUAAAUUUCCUUGCGGGUCUAUUACUCCUCUUCAUGAAUGAAGAGAAAUCCUUCUGGAUGCUCAACAUCAUAACACGCGUCUAUCUCCCCGGCACGCACGAAGUGAACCUCGAAGGGGCCAACGUCGACCUCGGCGUCCUGAUGCUCUCGAUCCGCGAAACCAUGCCGUCGGUCUGGGCGAAGAUCGGCGGCGAGCUGGACGGCUCGACGUUUGACCCCAAAGUAUCGAUGCGUCUCCCACCAAUCACGCUCUGCACCACAGCCUGGUUCAUGUCCUGCUUCAUCGGCACCCUGCCCAUCGAGACCACGCUCCGGGUCUGGGACUCCUUCUUCUACGAAGGGUCGAAAACGCUCUUCCGCAUCGCGUUGACGAUCUUCAAACUCGGCGAACAAGAGAUCAAGAAUGUGAGUGACCCGAUGGAGAUCUUCCAGGUGGUUCAGACGAUCCCGCGGAGGCUGGUGGAUGCCAACCUGGUGCUGGACACGUGUUUCAAGCGCCGAGGCGGCUUCUCUUCGCUGAGCCAGGAGAAGAUCGAGCAGAGGAGACAAGAGCGGAGACAGGGUUAUGCGGAGGAACGUCAGCGAGCCAAUGGAGAGAUUCCC
Molecule: messenger RNA, 1965 nt
Organism: Amorphotheca resinae ATCC 22711
Lineage: Eukaryota; Fungi; Ascomycota; Leotiomycetes; Helotiales; Amorphothecaceae
Exons: 1
Source: RefSeq, a predicted model, not a curated record